Molecule: messenger RNA, 1188 nt
Organism: Solanum verrucosum
Lineage: Eukaryota; Viridiplantae; Streptophyta; Magnoliopsida; Solanales; Solanaceae
Exons: 10
Coding region: 1-1188 (395 amino acids)
Source: RefSeq, a predicted model, not a curated record
AUGGUAGAGGAAGAUCACAAGGUGGGCGAGGAGGAUAUCAUUGAGGCUGUUGAGUUCGAGGUAAUGGUAAUGCAGGUAGAUGAGCAGCGAACCAAGAAAGGAGGUAAGACUGAGGCAGAGACAUCUGAUGAAGUGCUCACAAGUACUAUUCUCGUUUGUGACUGUAUAGCUAAUGUAUUAUUUGAUCCGGGUUCUAAUUUUUCAUACGCGUCAAUUCAGUUUGCCUUGGGAUUUGAUGCGGUUUCUGAUUCUGUGACUCUAGAGAUCCCGGGUAGGGAAAAGUUAGAGUGGGAAAUGGUGUAUAUGCCUAAGCCAGCUAAGGUCAUAUCCUCCAUUCAGGCUAGAGAUAUAGAUUUUUGCAUUGAUUUGGAACCUGGUACCUGCUCCAUUUCCAUUCCUCCUUAUCGCAUGGCUCCGGCGAAGUUAAGAGAGAUUAAGGCUCAAAUUGAGGAACUUCUUGAUAAAGGGUGUGUUAGUUUUUCUAAGAUUGAUCUAAGGUUUGGUUACCAUCAGUUAAAGAUUUGGCCUGAGGAUGUACCAAAUAUGACAUUCAGGAACCGCUAUGUGCACUAUGAGUUUUUAAGUAAUGAAAAGCAUGCCGACCAUCUUCGUAUUGUUCUGGGUGUUCUUGGGAGACAAAAGUUAUAUGCCAAAUUUUUCAAGUGUGAGUUCUGGUUGGAUUCAGUCGCCUUUUUGGAGCAUGUAGUUUCAAGGGAAGGGACAAGGUUGACAAAGAAGGAGGUACCUUUCAAGUGGACUAAUAAGUGUGAAAAGAGCUUUCAAAAGCUCAAAACAUUUCUGACCACAACACCUAUUUGGGGACUACCGGUGGAAGGUGUGACCAAGAUGUACCGAGAUUUGAAGCGACCUUAUUGGUGGCCUGACUUGAAGAAAAACAUAGUUGAAUUUGUGGUAAGUGUCAAAACUGUCAAUAGUUACCACACCAUCAUUGACAUGGCACUAUUCGAGGCACUUUAUGGAAAGGGAUGCAGAUCACCCAUAGGAUGGUUUGAUGCUGGAGAUGUGAAACCUCUAGGGGUUUACUUGUUCAAGGAUGCUCAGGAUAGGUAUGAACUGCGUGAUCCUACCAGUACACUAGUAAUGUGUACUAAUUCUGCAGUUGCUCAUUCUUUGUUGAGUACAGGGCAUCUUCAGGCGGCUACUGAUAGGCCUCGGCUAAGAGAUUAA